UGUAGUCCAAGCAAGUGUAAAAGACGAUAUUUUAUUUUGAAAGUUACAUUAGGAAGUUGUGGUUUUCCACUUCCGACUUCAACAGCUACACGUUAUAGCUUAGUCUGUACAACGAAAGCUUAAUAUAGGUGACACAAGGUUCUAAAUGGGUAAAAAGGAGAAAGGAGAUCGAGACAAGAAGUCCAAAAAGCGGUUCUACGAGGAGGAGGAAGAUGAAGAAGAGGUGGUGGGUGGCAAGCCGCAGGAGGCCAUACCUGCUGCGGCGGGGAAACAGGUGGAUGAAUCAAGUACCAAGCUUGAUGAUUAUGGAGCCAAAGAUUAUCGUGUUCAGAUGCUUCUAAAGAAUGAUCAUUCCUCACGCCCCAUUUGGGUGGCACCUGAUGGGCACAUCUUUCUAGAAGCUUUUUCACCCGUGUAUAGGUAUGCCCAGGAUUUCUUGGUGGCCAUUGCUGAGCCGGUGUGCAGGCCCAACCACGUCCAUGAGUACAAGUUAACAGCAUAUUCCCUUUAUGCGGCAGUCAGUGUUGGGCUGCAGACUUCUGACAUAGUGGAGUAUCUGCAGAAACUCAGCAAGACUUCUGUGCCUGACGGAAUUGUUCAAUUCAUUAAGCUCUGCACUGUGAGCUAUGGCAAAGUCAAGCUGGUGCUCAAGCAUAAUAGGUAUUUUGUUGAGAGCACUUUUCCUGAUGUGAUUCAGCACCUCCUUCAGGACAAUGUGAUCCGACAAUGUCGCCUCCGUGCUGCAGAUGGCACAGAUGGCGAGCUUAUAACUGAGGUCAUCCACAGCAAGUCAGCGAUCUCCAGGUCUGUUGAUGAAAAAGCAGGUGCCUCCACCUCACAGCAGCUCACUAGUGGACAAACCUCAGACCAGCAGGUCCCUGAGGACAUCUUCAGCUAUUAUGAGCAGAUGGAUAAGGAAGAGGAGGAGGAGGAGGAGACUCAGGCAGUGUCCUUUGAGAUUCAACAGGAAAUGAUUGAGGAACUGCAGAAGCGCUGCAUUCAACUUGAGUACCCACUCCUUGCAGAGUAUGACUUUCGAAAUGAUACAGUCAACCCAGAUAUCAAUAUAGAUCUGAAGCCGACUGCUGUAUUACGACCGUACCAGGAGAAAAGUCUACGUAAGAUGUUUGGGAAUGGACGUGCUCGCUCUGGAGUCAUUGUACUCCCUUGCGGAGCGGGCAAGUCUCUAGUGGGUGUGACAGCAGCAUGUACAGUGCGCAAACGUUGCCUGGUGUUGGGUAACUCCUCUGUAUCCGUGGAGCAAUGGAAGGCCCAGUUCAAAAUGUGGUCCACUAUCGAUGACUCUCAAAUCUGCCGCUUCACCUCAGAUGCCAAAGACAAACCAAUUGGCUGCUCGGUAGCCAUCAGCACUUACUCUAUGCUGGGCCACACCACCAAGCGCUCCUGGGAAGCAGAGAGGGUUAUGGAGUGGAUGAAAUGCCAAGAGUGGGGUCUUAUUAUCCUAGAUGAGGUGCACACUAUUCCUGCAAAAAUGUUUCGACGUGUACUGACAAUCGUGCAAGCACACUGCAAACUGGGCCUCACCGCAACUCUCGUAAGGGAGGAUGACAAGAUUGUGGACCUUAACUUUCUCAUUGGACCAAAGCUAUAUGAAGCCAACUGGAUGGAGCUGCAGAACAAUGGCUACAUUGCCAAAGUUCAGUGUGCAGAGGUGUGGUGCCCGAUGUCCCCUGAGUUUUACAGAGAGUAUGUGGCCAUCAAGACCAAGAAGCGCAUCUUACUUUAUACCAUGAAUCCCAAUAAGUUCAGAGCCUGCCAGUUUCUCAUUCGCUUCCACGAAAGGCGCAAUGACAAGAUCAUCGUUUUUGCUGAUAAUGUCUUUGCAUUGAAAGAAUAUGCCAUUCGCCUCAACAAACCUUACAUCUAUGGCCCAACCUCCCAAGGGGAACGUAUGCAAAUCCUACAGAACUUCAAACACAACCCCAAGAUCAACACCAUUUUCAUCUCCAAGGUUGGAGACACCUCAUUUGACUUGCCAGAAGCCAAUGUUCUGAUCCAAAUCUCCUCUCACGGUGGAUCACGAAGGCAGGAAGCCCAGAGGCUUGGUAGAGUCUUAAGAGCCAAGAAAGGAAUGGUAGCAGAAGAAUACAACGCAUAUUUCUACUCGCUGGUGUCUCAGGACACCCAGGAGAUGGCUUACUCCACCAAGAGACAGAGGUUUCUAGUGGACCAGGGCUACAGCUUUAAGGUGAUCACACAGUUGGCGGGAAUGGAGGAAGAAGACUUGAUGUUCUCCACCAGAGAGGAACAACAACAGCUCCUUCAGAAGGUCCUAGCUGCAUCUGAUUUGGAUGCUGAAGAGGAAAUGGUGGUAGGAGAGGUGGGCACUCGGCCACAGUUCUCAAGGCGAACAGGGACCAUGAGCUCCAUGUCUGGUGCAGAUGAUACAGUCUACAUGGAAUAUCAAAGCCGAAGCACUAAAAACUCUGUAGCAAACAAAAACGUCCAUCCACUUUUCAAACGCUUCCGAAAGUAAAUGCGCUGGUUCAAAUCAAAACUUGACUAAUCAGAUGGCUCAGCAGGCCAGUGAAGAUGUGAAUAACAUCCGACAUCACUGAAUGCUUCCCAUUGAUGGGGUGAUUUCACAACGACCAACGAGACAACCAUUUGCAGCUGAAAAGAAGUGUCGGGCAGUAUGUAAAUUUCAUCAUUGAGAACUGUACAUUUCCUUGACUGGUAGUUUAUUUAAUGGUACAUAUUUGGUACAUAUACGGUAAAUACCCACCUUGAUACCUACAGUAUGUUUCAGUGCUGCGAAAUACGUGGCAUUUGUUAAAAUUUAAUUUACGCAGAGCUCCAGAGCAGUCAGUUCAUUCAUUUGUGAAUGAGUGGACAAACCAGGCUUGUGUUUAAAAGGCACGACUUUAACCCAAUUGUUGGGGGGGGGAUUAUUCAACCAAAUAAAUUGAUUUUGGUUUUUAACAGUUUGCAAUGCUGUUGAUGAUCAACGAUGGCCUUCCAUAUAUUAAAUCGUGUUAAACUCAACUGUCAAGAAACAAACACAAAUCUAAAAAAAAAAUGAAAUCCUAUAUUUUCUAUUUUCAAAAUGUUAUUUAUUUGGGUGAUUAAAGGCAAGCUUUAUUUACACUUUGCAUAGGGACAAGAGUGGGAGAGGGUUUGUGGAUGUUCU
Molecule: messenger RNA, 3151 nt
Organism: Doryrhamphus excisus (bluestripe pipefish)
Lineage: Eukaryota; Metazoa; Chordata; Actinopteri; Syngnathiformes; Syngnathidae
Gene: ercc3
Product: excision repair cross-complementation group 3
Biological process (GO): transcription initiation at RNA polymerase II promoter; nucleotide-excision repair
Cellular component (GO): transcription preinitiation complex; transcription factor TFIIH holo complex; nucleotide-excision repair factor 3 complex
Molecular function (GO): hydrolase activity; 3'-5' DNA helicase activity; DNA binding
Source: RefSeq, a predicted model, not a curated record